GCUCGGACCGGUGCCCAAAUCUCUGUUUUGACUUGCCUGGGAAAGUUGCGAGAAAAGGCACAAAAGGACCGAGGACUUUAAGAACCCCCCCCCCACCACCCACCCCCUACAGCACGACGCGUCAACUUCAUAUAAACACUUUAUUCCUCCUGUGGAUCAGUCGGUCCAUCUCGAGAGGAGGAAUCCGGAUUUGAUUGAUUGUUGUUCGAGCUGGCUGAAGAUAAGAUGGGAUGGACGAGUUAACAAGACAGAUGGACUUCCUCUCAGGAGACUUGUCAGAAGAAAAGGUUGUGACAGAAACUGUAUCCUCCACGUCCAGACUGACUUCUCUACCGCCAAAGGGAACCAGCGGAUCAAAUCACAGGAAUAUGUCCAGCGGUGCUGGAGGGCUGGGCUUGGAGAAGAAUGUCUUAACCCAGAACAGCAGUGGAACUUAUUUCUCCUCAUCCUCUGUAGGUGUGAACACCAGCAGCUACAGCUCCUCCUCAGGAGUUUACCUCGGAGGAGACUCCUCGGGAGGAGGUGAUGGAGGGGGGUGCUACAUAGACGGUGAGGGAUACGGAAGUGGAAGCGGAGGAGGUGGCGGCGGAGGCGGUGGUGGAGGAGGAGGCGGCAGAGGCGGUGGCAGCUAUCUUGUGAGCUCGGUGUCAAAGGUCAGGUCCAGCUCCUCGGGUGGUGCACGGAGAGCGCAGACUGCUGGCUCAUCAGGAGGCCUGUCGCCAGGUUUCCGCGAGAGGAAGACCAUAUCCAGCCGCUCAGGAGGUUAUGAUGGAAGUUCCAGUGCUAAUUCCUCUCCAGAAUUUACACGCAAAGAUUAUGGAGUCUAUUGCUCCAGCACCACAAGAGGGAGGAGCGAAAGCAGAGAGAGCGAGAUCAGAGCCAGAUUACAAAGUGCCUCUCCCACCGCCUGCAGAUGGACGGAGCUAGACGAUGUGAAGAAGCUGCUGAAGGGACGCUCUUGCAGCGUCAGCCCCACUCGCUCCUCCAGUGCUUCCAUAACCCUGCCAGUUCCUAAAAAGGCCAGUGUGGAAACCAAGACCAUCUCUGUGGCCUCUCAGUCAGUUCAGACUUCAUUUGGCUCUGGUGUGCGAUCAGGUGCCUUCCACACCAUUGAUACACUGGGCCUGUAUGAUAACGGUCUGACAUCUGGGCAGUUUGAUACUGGUGUAAAAUCAAGCCAGUAUGAUGUCACUCUGAAAUCAGGCCAGUAUGAUACUGGUGUGAAAUCAGGCAGGUAUGAUGUUAGUUUGAAAUCAGGACAGUUUGAUACUGGUGUAAAAUCAGGCCAGUAUGAUACUGGUGUAAAAUCAGGCCAGUUUGAUACUGGUGUAAAAUCAGGCCAGUAUGAUACUGGUGUAAAGUCAGGACAAUAUGACAUGAGUUUGAAAUCAGGGCAAUAUGAUACUGGUGUCAGAUUGGGCCAGUAUGAUACUGGUGUAAAGUCAGGACACUAUGACAUGAGUUUGAAAUCAGGGCAGUAUGACAGCAGUGUGAGAUCAGGCCAGUAUGAUACUAUGAGAUCAGGCCAGUAUGACACUCUGGACGCUACACUUCCAUCUUUCUCUUGGUCCACCUCCACGCUGCCCUCCUCCUCCGCCACCGUGGUUGCUGGCAACACCAGCAGCUACACGUACCAGGCCAGCACCAACAACAUGCCGGGAGGAGGGUCCUCACCGGUUGGCCUCACCUCACCCUCGUCCCUGUCAGUUUACGGCUUUCAGAAUAAUCUGGCUCCCACUUCGAGCAGUGUGCUCACCACCAGUGGAGCCAACGUAAACGCUAACGUAGGAGUCACAGGUUACGGCGUACAGAAGAACCUGUCGAAUGGUGGUGGUGUCGUCAGCACUGGAAUCUCUACAACCACUAGAUCCCAAACUGAUGACACAUACAAGAAAAGGUUCCUGAUCUCAGAAAAGGAGAACGUUUCAGCCAAGAGAGACACGGAGACGCUCAUUUUGGCUAAAGACAGCGGGAAGCAGUUCACCAGCAGCAGCAGCGUUCACAUAGGAGGAGGCUCGUUAUCGGGAGAUUCGAUAAAGAAAGAGAAGCUUAUUUCAAGCUACAGUGAGACGAUGCCACUGAAGAUGGAGACAGGCAACUCUUACUACGGAUCAUCUGGAGUUGUGAUGAAAGACAAAGCCACCUAUGCAGAGAUUCACAGGGACAGCGGCAUCUUCGGAGGAGGAGGAGGGUUUUGCUGCUGCUCCGACUCCUGUUGCUCCUGGUGGAAAUGGCUGCUCGGUCUUCUCCUCCUCUCCCUGCUCCUGCUGGGUCUCCUGUUUGGGCUCAUUGCACUGGCUGAGGAUGUGAGAAAGCUGAAGAAUCGAGUGGCUACCCUGGAGGCAGAGUCCUCGGCCGCCAGUGCUCAUACCAGUCGGCUCUCAAGUUCUUCCAAUGACAUCAUUGAAGGAGGAGGAGGAGGAGGAGGCAUAGACUCCAAAACACGAGUUGGGAUUGCUGCUGGUGCCAGCAGUAGCGGUGGCAAUGACAUUGAUCUCGGUACUGCAGGUGGCAGUGCUGGCGGCACUGGUACCAGUUCCAGUGGCAGUGCUGGCGGUAGUUCCAGUGGCAGUGCUGGCGGCACUGGUACCAGUUCCAGUGGCAGUGCUGGCGGUAGUUCCAGUGGCAGUGCUGGCGGCACUGGUACCAGUUCCAGUGGCAGUGCUGGCAGUACCAGCUUCAGUGGUACUGGCCUCGGGACCGGCAUGAGUGGAGGACACAUGGACGUUGCUUAUAUUCAGAAGAUGAUUCAGAACAUGCUAACAACUGAGAUGCAUUCACAAACAUUCAGAGCUUUUGUAGCAUCCUCAGCACAGGGGGAGAGAGGACUGCCUGGACCUAGAGGGGACCCUGGAGCUAAAGGAGAUGCUGGUUUCCCUGGACUUCCAGGUGCUCAGGGUGCGAUGGGACAAACAGGCCCUGAGGGUCCUAAAGGACAGAAAGGAAGUCAAGGUGAUCACGGACUGGAUGGGCAACCUGGUAUCAGGGGUCGCGAGGGCCCUGCUGGCCCCAGAGGUGAGCCAGGACAUUCAGGCAUUGGACCGAAAGGUGACAAAGGUGCUGCUGGAGAUCCUGGGGUUCCUGGGCCUGUGGGAUCUGUCGGACCAAAAGGUGAACAUGGAGCUCCUGGGCUUUCUGGGCCACCAGGUCAACCAGGUGCUCAGGGUUUCCGUGGCGAGGCAGGGCUACCUGGGUCUAAAGGUGACAGAGGGCUUGCUGGAUUCCAAGGACUUAAAGGUGAAGCUGGGGACAAAGGUCUCAGAGGUCUGCCAGGUGAUACUGGUUUACCAGGUCUGCCAGGGCCAGCUGGAGAGAGAGGAAUCAAAGGGUCAAUGGGGGUGGCUGGAACUGAUGGUCAGAAAGGAUCAAGAGGUGACCACGGGCCUGCGGGGCCUCCCGGACUCAGAGGUCCUGCUGGGCCUCCUGGAGAUGCUGGACUUCCAGGAACACAUGGGCUUCAAGGACCACCAGGGAUACCAGGGAAUCCAGGACGACCUGGCGCCAAAGGUGAAACAGGAGCAGCAGGAAGAAUCAUCAAUGCAGCUGGCGCCUCUUCUGUUGGCAUCCCAGGACCACCUGGACCUGCUGGUCCUCCCGGCCCUGCAGGACCUCCAGGAUUAUCAGGUCCCAUUGGCCCUGCUGGUCUGCCUGGCCAACCUGGUCCUAAAGGUGACAGGGGAUAUAAGGGAGAUCAGGGAGAACAAGGAAUAAUAGUGAAAACGUCUGAAAGCACAACCAGAGGGGAGUUCAGUUCUGCACAACCUGGCCCACCCGGCCCACCGGGUCCUCCUGGACGUCCAGGAGAUUCAAGACAAGGACCUCCAGGACCACCUGGGCCUCCAGGUCAGCCAGGUUAUGGAAGACCAGGAGCUAAAGGAGAAAGAGGAGAACCAGGCUUUGCAUCCAGCUCUGGCUCUGGAACGUUUUACUCUGGACCACCAGGACCGCCAGGACCAGCUGGGCCCGCCGGGCCUAAAGGAUCAACAGGUUCUCCUGGACCAAGAGGAUACCAAGGUGAACCAGGCCAGCCAGGAAUUCCAGGAAGCUCUGAGAGAGUGUCUUAUUCUGGUGGGCACGGGAUUCCUGGGCCUCCUGGUCCACCAGGGCCUCCUGGACUUCCAGGACCGCAAGGAUUUAAAGGGGACCCUGGAGUUCCAGGUAGUUCUGGCCAUUCAAGAGGUGCCCUUACGGUCACCGCAGGCCCUCCUGGUCCCCCAGGUCCUCCUGGCCCUCCAGGUCAGCCGGGCUCCUUCGGCUCUUCUAGUGAGAUGCACCAGUACAUCACCAGCUAUCUAAGCAGAAGCAGACUGGCAGGAACCCCCGGACCUCCAGGUCCACCUGGACCUCCAGGAAUUCCUGCAACCUUCUCAGGCUCUAUGGACGACAUCGCCACUCGAAUCAUUGCAUACAUACAACGUUCGGGCUCAGGUCUCAGCAUUGGCGUUCAGGGUCCUCCAGGACCACCUGGUCCUCCUGGACCUGGCUCUGGAUCCCUGACAGUCAAUGCUCUCAUCACCAUGCUUCAGAGAGACGAUGUGAGGAGAUAUUUGUCAGGACCACCAGGGCCACAAGGACCACCAGGACCACCAGGGACAUCAGUAGGAGUUUCAGGCAGUUAUGGCAUAGAGGACAUAGCCAGAUAUGUCAUAUCAUAUAUCAAGAAUGAUGAAGGGUUUAGUAGAGGUCCACCUGGGUUACCCGGUCCUCCUGGGCCUCCUGGUGUCGGUGGCAUUGGUUUCAGUCACGCUGUGAUUGACUAUUCUGCACUGAUUAAACAACCAGAAUUCCAGGUAUGGUUUAAGUCUGCCGUACCGCAUGGUCCUCCUGGAACCCAAGGGCCACCUGGCCCUCAGGGCCCUCAGGGCCCUCAGGGGCCACCAGGAGUCUCCUCGGCCACUGUGUAUGGGGCGGGAGGUCGUGGCUACAGCUUUGAGGAGAUUCAGCGUUACCUGCAGGAUUCUAGGUUCAGAGGUCUUCCUGGCCCUCCUGGCCCUCCUGGUCCACAGGGUCCACCAGGCAGUUACACUGGAACAGUUUCAUACAGUGGAAACUUCCCUCGGGAGAGCCUCCGCUCGGAAAUCCAGGCGUAUCUGACCAGUGACAGUGUUCGUCAUGCCAUCAUCGGACCUCCAGGGCCUCAAGGACCAAGGGGUCAGAAAGGAGAGCGCGGAGAGCCGGGUUACGUUCAGGGCUACUUGCAAAGCCAGAGCAACUCUCAGGGCAACAGUCGCCACGGCUUCAGGCUGUCAGAUGCCAAUGUCAGGACGCACGUUGACACGAUGGACUACUCCAACGUUGCCAUGAAAGUUACUGAUUACAUCAAGAAUCAAGGCCUGCUGCAGGAGUAUCUGGUUGAGGGUCCUUGGAGGACGAACGUUAGAGCGAUCCAAGGCCCCCCUGGUCCACCUGGCCCUCCCGGACCAGCUGGUCAAAGCCGUGUCAUCGGUGCCUACGGCAAUGUCACAGCUGACCUCAUGGAAUUCUUCAGAACUUAUGGCACCAUCCCCGGCCCUCCAGGAGGCCCUGGACCACAGGGAGACAGAGGGUACCCAGGACCCAAAGGAGACAAGGGUGAUCCAGGUCCCCAGGGUUUACCGGGGGCAUACACUAUCCAAAUUCCACACAAACUGCAGAAGAGGGAUGCAGGAAAUAAAGUGGUCGGUCGUCACAAGAGGCAUCGCCGUCAGGCCAACGGUGGCUGAAGGGCUAACAUACUACUGGAUCACGUCAGAUUUCAUUUUUACUCGUCUUUUUUUAGGUUCAUCUGUAGUCAAAAUGCUCUUAAUUCUUGCCAUUUGUAGAAAAGUCAAGAGGACAAAUUUGAGAAAAUAAAAGCGGCCAAAAAACGCAUCAGUCUCUUUAAAAUGGCUUCAGUAGAGGUAUGGAUUUAGCUGCUGGUCAGUGUUUUUGUAACACAGACUUCAUUUUUUGACAUGUGGGUGUAAAAUGUUUACUUCGCUUAGUUAGAAGCUUGCAUUCAACCUUUUUCCAGGGGCAGCUUUGUUAAAGAGAAUAUCUAUUUUUAAGCAAUAAGUAGCUACAGUUUUAAUUGCACUUUGCAUCUUUUUUUCCCCAAUGCUUGUGUAACUUGAGUGUCUGGUGUACUGUUUUUUUGUAUUCAUUGUCUUUUGAGGAUUAUACUGUAUUGAGGACUAUAGGAGUGUUAAAUGUGUCAUUUAUGUUUCUUAAAAGGCUACAAUAUUGUCAGAUUAUCCACGUAAAUCAAGCCAAACUCCAGCCCUUUAAGACUGGCAGUUAUCCAUUCACCCCACACAAAUUACAUUUUAUAAAGCAAUGCAUCGUUAUCUGAACCUGACACAGUCCCGGUCAGACGGGGGCGAGGGUUUACAGUAAAUGUUGUUGCAGUCAGGACUGGUGAUUUACUUGAAAGGUUUGUUGGUAAAAUAAUGGUUGAAAGACAGGGACUCAGAUAAUCACUAACAAAUGACUGAUUGGAUUGUAUAUUUUUGUAUAAGAAUUGAUGUAUUUUCUUUAUACCUUUAAGUGUUGGAAAGAUUAAAUUAUAAAAUGUUCCCAGGUUAUGUUUUUACAUGAUUGAACUUAUUGACAUUUGAUCAAUAUAUUUGAAAGACACACAAAUAAAUCUAUUUUUGGACUUGUGA
This is a messenger RNA of Dicentrarchus labrax (European seabass), 6623 nucleotides long. It is a transcript of the gene col17a1b, whose product is annotated as collagen, type XVII, alpha 1b. NCBI's taxonomy places the organism in Eukaryota, Metazoa, Chordata, Actinopteri, Moronidae. The coding region runs from base 231 to 5702 and encodes 1823 amino acids. The record is from RefSeq and is a predicted model, not a curated record. The transcript is spliced from 55 exons.